CCUAAGGUAUAAUUUCAGUAUGAUUUAGUUCAUGGUGUCUGGAACCUGGAGUUUUUUGAUAAGCGAGUUAUAUGAGAUUGGUGGUUUAAUUGGUGGAAAUGUGAUUUUUGGUUAUGUUUUUAAGCAAACAGACUCUAGUGGCAAGCGGCUUAAAGUUGCAGGACUUGGAGAAGAGAACGAGGACUCAAAAGCGGAGGUGGAAGCAAGUUCAGGCAACGAUAACAAGCUGGUCGAACAAAGUGCUCAAUCUUCAGAGGCAGCAAAGCAAGAUCACAUCCAUGUGAGAACGAGAAGGGGUCAAGCUACUGAUAGUCACAGUCUGGCUGAGAGGGUCGUCAACGCGGUGAUCUUAUUGCAUAUGGUUUGAUACCAGAAUUUAUUGGACGGUUUCCAAUACUGGUUAGUUUGUCAGCUCUAAACGAGGACCAACUUGUUCAGGUUAUGUGAAGGUGGGGAGCUCUUAGAUAGAAUACUUUCCAGGACAUUGAUUGACAGAUUAGGAUUUGCAGUAGACCAUAUCCACUUGCAUAGAAUGCUGGCAGAUGAACACUUCAACCAAAUGGAUAGGAACUCAUACUUCCUCCUACUUUACUAUUGACUAGUUUUAAUGUAAGUAAAUGCUUCAACUGAUUUUAUAGUCCUUUUCCACAAGCAAGCAUCCACGAAUCAGAGGUUAGGAUUGCGUUGCAUUUUAUAGGAUUCACAGGGCUGUCUUACAGACGCAGGUAGUUGAUUAUGGAGUUCACGGGCUUGGGGCUUAUACCAUGGAAUUGGAGGCUGAAGUUGCAAAACUUAAAGAGGAGAACAAUGAAUUACAGAAGAAACAGUUAUACAGAUUCUGGAAGGAGCAAUGAAUUAGAUCAUUCGUCACAUCUUUUGACUGUUGCCACCCGAGAUGUGUUUAGCAAGCUUGAUCGCAAUGUCAAGCCUGUAGCCCCAAUGCACUUUUGGAUGAUCUUAUGUAAGAAGUAUCCCCAAUUUUCCCAGCAGCACAAUGGUUUCUUCUUGCAACAGGAUGCAGAAGAAUGUUGGACCCAACUUAUGUAUACACCUUUCUCAAUCUCUAAAAUCGCCAGACUCAAGGUACUGAAUUUUAUUAAGAAGGCACAAAGGCUAAAAGGAAAACAAGAAGAAAAACAGAAGGAAGAAAGCUGUACAAGAAACAGAAGAAACCCACAACCAAAGUUAAACCGACAUCCUCUCUCUCACAGAACAGAAAACCCUGUGGAGAUCCCCUAAAGCUGAACUGGAUUUAUCACCAAAACAUUGGCUGCUAUUUUUAGUAGUUUAUACAGUUGGUCCAUGUAAUGUUGCAAGUGGUGCAUCAAUUUCUCUCACAUACAUUGCUACUGAAAGGAUCAUUCCUGGGUAACUUGAUUUACACACCCUAUGAUUUUAGCAGCCCAUAUAAAUAAGAACUAUCAAAGAAAGGAUUCUUAUUGUUAGGUAAUCAUCUUAAAGGAUUAAAAGCAUGCACAAGUGCUCAAUUGGUCGCUGUAGCAAAGGAGCAUGCUGCCUAUGGCGAAAUCACAUAAUCAAAAGUGUCUUUUUUCAUAAUGAUUCCGAGAGUAUGGCUGGAUCAUUUUCAUAAGAUAAUGAAAGUUUUUCUUUCCUUAUUUGAU
Molecule: messenger RNA, 1622 nt
Organism: Magnolia sinica
Lineage: Eukaryota; Viridiplantae; Streptophyta; Magnoliopsida; Magnoliales; Magnoliaceae
Product: ubiquitin carboxyl-terminal hydrolase 6-like
Exons: 10
Coding region: 736-1239 (167 amino acids)
Biological process (GO): regulation of proteasomal protein catabolic process; protein deubiquitination; proteasome-mediated ubiquitin-dependent protein catabolic process
Molecular function (GO): proteasome binding; cysteine-type deubiquitinase activity
Source: RefSeq, a predicted model, not a curated record